GUCAAUGCUUGUGAGAAUUCCAAAUGCUUCAGUUAGGAAAAAGAUUGUGGACCAAGAAAUCUGGCAUAUAGGAAGCUCACUUUUCUAUGUUGCCCAAUGGUCUGCUGAGAUAGCAGUUAAACCCCCUUCGUUCACUUCCAUUCCGCUAUGGGCCCAAGUCAAAGGUAUCCCAUUUGAUCUCUACACUCAAGAAGGCAUAGGGCAAGUGACAGAUCUUCUUGGUUUUCCUGUUGAAUGUGACGAAUUUACAAGAAAAAUGGUUAACAUCAAUAUUGCUCAUAUAAAAUUCAAAGCUGAUUGUACUAAGCCGCUUCCUACCUAUAAGGAAAUUGAAAGAGAGAAUGGAGAAAUUGUUCCCAUCACGGUGGAGUACCCGUGGGUUCCUCCCAUUUGUCCGUGUUGUAAACAAUUAGGUCAUUCAGUGGCCCUUUGUCCUAAUGGUCAGUGGGCUCCAUCUUCCGCCAACCCGGUCAACUCCACAGGAUCCUCCCCGGCUACUUCCUCUUUGAAUAAGGUAGCUUCAGUUGCCACAUCGCCUGUUCCUGGUUUUGCUGUGUCUUCGAGCAUAAGUCGCCAGUCUGCUCCAGAUGUUGUUGUUUCCAAAGUUGCUGCUCAUGUUGCUUUGGCUUCUGAAGAACCUAUUUUCUUUGUUGGUGGUUCUCCUCUUUCUGUUGCUGAAGACAUUAUCGCUCAGGAGGCUUCGAAUCAUGAAACUCUCUCUCCCUUGGGUAAAGGAGUCGUUGAUUUCUCCUCCAUUGAUAUUACUGGUCCUGCUGAUAUGGACAAGAUCUCCCAUCUUAUUGCUCUUCCUGCUCUCGCCUCCUUUCGACCUGUCACGAAUAGAGUAUUAAAAAAGGCUUCUCCCUUACGUUCGCGUUAUCUCCGGAAAACAGCUUUACCGAAAUCUUCCCUGUCUCUAGAGGGAGUUAAUCCUUUUGCUUGCCUGGAUGAAACUGGUUCAAUUGUGCUUGAAGGAGAGGAAAGGGAUUCUUCUUUGUCUUCCAAGCCUCCUGAUGGUGACGGCUCAUGUUCAGAUAUGACCCCCGUUGUGCUACCAUCAACAGAUGCGUCCACUACCCCUACAGUGGUUUCCUUUGGUGCCUUACUUGAAAUCCAUAUUAAAGAACCCAAUCUGAACCAUGUUUUGAGUGCCAUUUGCCCCAACUGGUCUUUUCUCUCCAAUCAUGCCACUGAUGAAGAUGGUCGGAUUAUUAUAAUAUGGAGACAGCCUUUCUCUGUUGUUCUCCUGCAUCAGUCAAAGCAAACCCUGUCUUGUAAAGUUCGUUGUCCUGGAAUUUUGGAUUUUAUCUACACUGUCGUUUAUACUGCUAAUACCUCUGAUGAAAGGAAUGAUCUUUGGAUUGAGUUAUUGGAUAUUGAAGCUACGUACUCUUUAAGUAACUCUGCUUGGCUUGUGGGAGGGGAUUUUAAUGAGAUUCUGCACCUUUCAGAGCAUUCUCAGCCAUCAAGUUCCCUAAGAAAGCUCAACAAGGAUAAUUUUUCAGACAUUCAAAAGAGGGUCAACGAAGUACACGAGAUGCUCAACGCUGCGCAACUGUCAUCAUUAAAUGAUCCUACUCCUACCAACCUUCUAGCAGAAAGGGAGUACAAUGACAAGCUAACUAUGUUGAGGACUGUGGAGGAAGAAUUUUUCAAGAAAAAAUCAAGGAUUAAUUGGUUGCAAACCGGAGACCAGAACACUCCUUUCUACCAUAGUUUCUGUAAGGCCAGAAAUGCUUUUAAUACUAUUCAUACCUUGACCGGGCUGGAUGGUAGAGUGGCAAUCACCGCAGAGGAUGUGGGAAAUCUUGCUGCCUCUCAUUUCAGGAAUAUCUUGGGGCCUAGGAUCGGGCUAUCCACUUCAGAAUCUCAACUGAUUGAGAACUCAACAGGAAUCCCCCAAGGAUUUUUGCCAAUCCGCUAUUUGGGUCUUCCUCUGUGCUCCAAGAAGUUAUCUAUCAUUAAUUGUGAGCCCCUUCUGCAUAGCAUCAAAAAUAUAAAAAAAUACUUGUCUUUUGCGAGAAGGCAAAUGCUAAUAAAUACAGGGAUUGCUGGGAUAACCAACUUCUGGUGCAGUGCAUUUGUCCUUCCAAAAGAGUGUAUUUGUCAAAUUGAUUCUAUGUGUAAUGCGUACCUGUGGAAAGGAACCUUGGAGGGGAGCUUCUCGGCAAAGAUUGCUUGGGUAACUGUUACCUCACCGAAGGAGGAAGGAGGUCUGGGAAUGAAGAACCUUAGCACUUGGAAUCGUGUGUGCUCCCUGAAGCUUCUCUGGCUUCUUCUCUUCAAAACGGAUUUCAUCUGGGUUGCCUGGAUCCAUCAGAAUAAAAGCAGAGCCAUACUUGAUAUGUUUAGAAAAUUGUUGAGACUGAGAGAUACGAUCAUGACUUGGGUGAGAAUUAGACCUGGAGAUGGGAUAACUUGUAUGUUCUGGUCAGAUCUGUGGACUUCCUUUGGGCCGCUAAUCAAGUUUAUCGGUCCUCUUGGACCUAGAUUAACAGGGAUAACCAGGGAUGCUACUGUGGCUUCCGUCUGGAUUAAUAACUCUUGGCGUCUGACUCCAGCUAGAUCAGAGAGUAUUGAAGCGUUACAUUGCCACUUGACAACUGUCUCUCUCAAUUCUUCCUCAGACCAAAUUCUUUGGCAGAUUGACGGUACCAUUAAGACUUCUUUCUCCUCAAAAAUCAUCUAUCAUCGGCUUAGGAUGCAGAAUCAGGUUGUUGAUUGGUCAACCAUUAUGUGGCUCAAAAAGAGAAUUCCAAAGCACAAGUGCCUCACAUAUCUUACUAUCCUUGCAUGGCAGACCACUAUCUAUGAAUGUGGAGAGAAAGAAAUAACCGGCUUCACCGUAAUAUCCACAAGCAUCCGGACAAUCAACAAGCAGCUAGUGAUACGAUGCAGUUCUGGCUUUCUCUGUAACUUCUGCUGCUCU
Molecule: messenger RNA, 2929 nt
Organism: Thlaspi arvense
Lineage: Eukaryota; Viridiplantae; Streptophyta; Magnoliopsida; Brassicales; Brassicaceae
Source: the annotation of a GenBank genome assembly